This is a messenger RNA of Chroicocephalus ridibundus (black-headed gull), 4639 nucleotides long. RefSeq names its product LHFPL tetraspan subfamily member 6 (gene LHFPL6). The transcript has 2 exons. Lineage: Eukaryota; Metazoa; Chordata; Aves; Charadriiformes; Laridae. The record is from RefSeq and is a predicted model, not a curated record. Gene Ontology annotation, cellular component: membrane. The coding region runs from base 3552 to 4562 and encodes 336 amino acids.
AUAACAGCAUUAUAUCGAGUAAGACAACGUCCUUCAGAAAUGUGUUAAGUUCUGUUCAUGAACUUUCAGUAACAGAAUUUGUAAAAUCUACCACCAUGAGAACCACCCUAAGAAUAAAUACUAAUCAUAAUACAGUAUUGGAAUAGGACUGGAGAGAGACUGUUUGGUUUAGAACUAAAUUUUUAGGCCAAGAUUUAGAUUUAGAUGUGGCAGUCCAGAAUCUCAGGAGACUACUUCCACCCACAGUAGAAAACGUGCAAUGUGUUUGACUUGGAAGAAACACCAUAUGGAUAUAUUAGAAUCUAGUGACUUGAACUUGUUUUCUUACCUUCCUCUGAGAAAUUUGCAGGUGUUAGACUUGGGGUUCUCUUUUUUCUCCUUGUUUAGUUGUUUUUUUUUUUCUCUGGCUGCUGCGGAUUGGACAUAUUCUCAGGCAAAUGUAUUAAUUAUCGGAUGACUUCCCUAACAGUACCUGUCUGUUUGGUUUUUAGUGACUGUAUUUGAAUAAUUGGGUUGACUUUCUGUUGCUCCCAGUACAUAGCCUCAAGUCUAUUGUUGUGCCUACACCUCUCUUUCAUUUAAACUCGAGUACAGACACGACCUGAAGAUCCAGUUCUGUAAGAUGCUCGGAACCAUGUCAGCGCGAUUACUCUCAUGCGGACCACACAAGAGAAAACCAGAUGGUGGCCUGCAGGAUAAAAAUGUGUUGUUUCUUUUUCUUGUCAAAGAAUGAAGAUGGAGGUUCGCUAGCCGCUUCAUUUUCCUCGAGGUUCAGGAACAUAUGUCCUCCUCUAUGGCAUUUUAUUUGACAGUGGAUUGUCUUACAGGAUAUGCUGUAAUGAAAGCAUGGCUGUGGCCAAGCCUGUGAUGUGUAUAUUAGAUGGGCUUGAUUUAGGUGCAGUGACAGGAUUUUCUCUCUUUAUUCUGCUGCACUGAUUAGCUCCAUCGAGUCUGGAGGGCCCCAGCUGUAACAGCAGCUUAGUCAAUGGAUCGGGGAGAAAUGGUAAAAUCUAUAAGCAUGUUUUCACAUCUCCCUGCUAGGGUAGUUUUCUGACAGCGUAUUCGUGGGUGUUUGAUCCAGUCUGACUUCCAGUGGUUCCAGCAGUGGGGAAUCCGCGGCUCAGGUUCCGUCAACCAACUCUGAAGCUUUCUCAAAAGCAAAUUCUCUUAAAUUUCAAAACACCAGAACCAAUUUUAAAACCAGCUGCUAUUUCAGUAUAGACAAGACCCUGGGGACCAGGACUUUUGUUAUCACUCUGCUCUGAGGAGGCCUCUCUGCUUUUGUGGUUACAAAAGAGAUUGCGGAUCCUGAGGCACCACGUAGUAACUCCCUUUUUCUUUCAGACAGGUUAGACGUGGACUGAAAUAUUUCGGGUAACUUUCCCAGUAAAAAUAUUUCUAAGAACAGUAUUCACUGAAAGGGGCAGCAAAUGUUGAUACAGUUGAAGCAUGUUGAGUUGUAAACAUUAGGAAGAAAAUGGAACAAGAAUUUGGAUGUUAACUUAAACACAAAAUGUGUCUAAUUUGUUUCUAAUCAAAACAAAACUCCUUCUCUGACAGGGAAUGGAUUAUGAAAUAAAGCUUAUUUCCCUAUGAGUGCCUAAGUCAUGCAGCCAGCUUGCGGGGGCAUUCAGAGACAGUUGGCAAGAUAAGAUGCUUCAGGAGAGAUGCAGAAUUCAGCGUGCAGUUUCCAUGAGGGAAUGCAGAAUGGCAGCAGCUCAGGGAGUGAACGUAAAGGCCAUAUAAGGGAAGUGAAUGAACUGCUGUAGAGAUGCCAUUAGCAAAGUAAACACUGACUUGGGGACCUCGGCAUAUACCAUGGAAGAGAUAAAUUGCGUGAAUAAAUGCAUACUUGUUUGCUUCUCCCUGGCUUUACAAAGCCAGUUUUAACUGAGAAACAGUUUACAUGUGUGAAACAGAAGUUUUUCCACAGUCAUUUUAAUGCCAAGCAAUUUCUACCCAUGUCUAAUCCCAACGCAUGCCUAAAUUAGACACAUUUAUCACAGUUUCAUUACAACCGAGGCCCUUGGCUAAGGAAAGAAUGUCAGACCAGGUCUUUAGACAAUUGUGGAUUCAAUAACAGUACUUGAUUCUUCUCUUUCUUUACACCAAGAGCGCAGUUCAAAUGUCACAAUGUUAGCUUAGUGUCCCUGUCAUUUCAGGUGUUGGUAAAAAGGACAGCAGGAGGUAAAACACCUGACUGAGCCAUGUGAAGGCACGAGAGCAGUAAAUGAAGUGUCUACACUUAUCAAGAAGUGCAUAGCUCCUUGCAGAAGUGGAGACCGGAGAGCCGGCGCACUCUCUGGGAGGAGGCUUGGCACCAGGCAGAAAGCUGAUUUGAAGGCAGGGUGCUAGAAUGGCACACUGCAAAGCAGGCUCCAGCUCUCCGUCUUUGGAAAGUCACGCUAGCUCCCUUUCGGUCAGCCACCUCGUGGGUACAUCCACAGUCAUGUUUUGUUGUGGAUCAAGGGCACGCUUUCAGAGUGAAUCUCCAGAUCAUCCUCACCUACCACAGUCUGGUUUACCCAGCAGUGGUGAGUACCCAAAGUGGAUGCAGAUGGCACUAAAGCAGAAGACAAGGUGCCAGAAUUGCAUCUGAUGCGUUCUGAGCGCUCACGAGGCACUCAGUCCAUAGACCCAGGCUGGGGUGAAUCUGAAGAAAAAGAUAUGGAAACACGUGAACAUCAUUCAGGUCCUCGGCACCAACAGAUCGGAUGAGAAUGAUCCAUGUUACUUGCUAAUACAGAUGUAUACUAGGUGGACGUAGCCUAGAGGUGGUCAGGGGCCAUGGCUGUUUUGGGGGGAAGCCUUCAUUGUCUUCCUUGUGAAGGACAUUAUUGCAUACAUUCUAGCACUCAGCCUAUAUUUAACCUACUUCUUUGAUUCAAAGCAUUUUUCUUUAAAGAAUACACUUGAAAUGUUAGGAUGGAAAACUCGAUCUUGCUAGAUACUUUCCAAUCCAUUUUUUAUCCCUUGAGAAAAUACGCAUUUUCAGUAGUGUUCUGAUUUUAAGACUUUGCAUUAUGGGGAAAAAAUGGAAAGUCUUAUUUAAAAGAAAUCCAAUAAAGUGGCUUUGUAAUUUAAUUCUGAACAUGACUGUUGUUACUAUUAAAUGGUGUAAACACAGACCGAGUGCAAUAAACUUCACUUCCAUUUAGCAUUAAUAAUAUUAAUGAUCGGUACUUAAAUCACAUGCCAUGUUCCAGGACUGUAAAAGAAACAUUACCAAAGAGAUUUUGCAUGUCUGGUGCUGACAUAAUUUAAACCUGGCAUAAAAUUGUCUUCUGUCUGAAGGAAUUUAUUCAAGCUGCAGGGCGGAGAGGAAGAAGCAGAAUAGGAAAUCUCUCUUGCUCCCAGAGGCUCUGUGUGCACCAUCCCUCCCCGCUCCCAAAGGGCAACCCCUCCCCAAAACUUUUCCACUUAAAGACACUCUGCGAAAGGACUGGAGCUCCCGUCUCUCCGCUUGACCUAACCCAGCCGGGAUGAGCUGCUUGGUACUCUGGUCACAUUUACUCUCGCUGUAGACCAGCUCCCGAACUGUUGCGAUCAAAAUGCUGGAUCAGCAGCUCGCAUUUGGACACACACGCACACACACUUCUUAUCACACGCACACCAUCAGGAGAUUAGCCCGUAUUUCCCCAUGUAAGGGCUGCAGCCUCCCCCCUUUGCCUCUAACGUUCCUCUCCCGCCGUCUUUUCCCUCUUCUCCUCGCCUACCCUUUCCACCCCUCCGUCCCUGCUUCCACCGCCCCACGCACCCCGCAGGCAGCCGCGGAGCCGCGGCGGGCGCAGCGGAGCCCGGCGGCGCCUCCGCAUCGCUGCCCCCCGCACCCGGACCGACUCGGCCCCGGGCGGGCUCGGGGAGCCGGGACCCACCGCUCCGGCCCCCGGGAGCCGGAACCCACCGGCCCAUCCCCGGGAGGGCUCGGGGAGCCGGAACCCACCGCUCCGGCCCACGGGAACCGAGACCCACCGGCCCAUCCCCGGGAGGACUCGGGGAGCCGCGACCCACCCCCGCUCCUACCCCUCGGAGCAGAGACCCCCCGGGAAGGCUCGGGGACGCGCCCCGCUUCGCCCGUCCGCCGCUCCCCCCGCCGCCGCCCGGCCCCUCGCCCCCGGCCCCGUCCGCGGCCCCGCAACUGCGCCGUCCGCGGCGGGUCCCGCCCGGGGAGGCGGUGGCGGGGGAAGGGGGAGGAGAGGCGGCGGAGUGCAUUGCCUCCCGAGGAAUCAAACGGGGGGAGAGAGAGGAACGUGCGGAGGAAGGGAGGGAGGGAGGAAGGGAGGGAGGGAAGGACGGGCCGGGCUAGGGAGGGUCCCGGUCCCGGUCCCGCCCGCCUCGGAGCGCCCGCGUCGCCUCCGCGCCGGGACCGCGGGGAGAGUCGCUUGGGGCGGCCGCCACCCGCCGGCCCCGCGCACCGGUUCCGCGCCCAUGUGCUCCCGGCAGCCGCGGCGGGCAGCCCCCGCGCCCGGCGUGUCAGGACCUUUGUCUUCAUGAUGGGAGGAAACAUCCCCCUGUCUGUUAGGAUCCAAGCUUCUCCCAGCGCGAGGAUUUGUCAAGGCUGAGAGACUCUGGAUUAUCCAUAAACCUCCUCUGAAAUAUACAGCUGCUUUUCUGUCUCCCCAUCGCGAGGGGUCUUGGA